This is a messenger RNA of Aethina tumida (small hive beetle), 805 nucleotides long. RefSeq names its product protein cornichon. Gene Ontology annotation, biological process: endoplasmic reticulum to Golgi vesicle-mediated transport. The transcript is spliced from 3 exons. Gene Ontology annotation, cellular component: COPII-coated ER to Golgi transport vesicle; endoplasmic reticulum membrane. The record is from RefSeq and is a predicted model, not a curated record. Lineage: Eukaryota; Metazoa; Arthropoda; Insecta; Coleoptera; Nitidulidae. Bases 62 to 496 code for a protein of 144 amino acids.
CCUAGCACAUAACCUAAACGUCUAUAUUCAUUAAAGUGUCAUCUCGAAUAACUUUGUAAACAUGGCGUUCAAUUUUUCCGCAUUAUCCUACAUCAUUGCAUUGGUCGUGGACGCCUUUCUUAUUUUCUUCUCACUGUUCCACGUGAUCGCGUUCGACGAACUAAAAACCGACUAUAAAAACCCGAUAGAACAAUGUAACAGCCUAAACCCGCUGGUCCUGCCGGAAUAUUUGCUGCAUUUAAUAUUCAACAUUCUGUUCGCCGUGGCGGGAGAAUGGCUCUCCCUGCUCAUCAACAUCCCAUUGAUUGUGUACCACAUCUACAGAUACAGGACAAGACCAGUGAUGUCUGGCACCGGUAUCUAUGAUCCGACCAGUAUUAUGAAUGCAGAUGUAUUAACCAGAUGCCAAAGAGAGGGAUGGAUCAAACUGGCCUUCUAUCUUUUAUCAUUCUUUUACUAUCUAUAUGGAAUGAUUUACUCAUUAAUUUCCAACUAAUGCCUCCUGCCUCCGGUGAUGGCUUGAAGAUCAAAAAAGUGUGUAGUUAUGAAAAAAAAAAACAAAAAUAGAAAGGGAUUUUGGUUCUUGGUAUUAUGCAAUCAUGGUUGGAGGAAGCGAUAUUCAUGCAUAAUAUUGGGGACUGAAAUCCUUUCACCACGUAAUAAGAUGUCCUAAGUUAUUAUUUUUUUUGUUUCAUACACGUUUUGUGUAAGUUGUUGUGAGGAACACUUCCAAUAAAUAAAUAAAAGACACAAGUCUUGUUCUAAUGAUGUAUUUAAUUAUGUAAAUAAAGUUUUUUAAAAAUUG